Messenger RNA from Jaminaea rosea, 3167 nucleotides. Its product is annotated as WD40 repeat-like protein. NCBI's taxonomy places the organism in Eukaryota, Fungi, Basidiomycota, Exobasidiomycetes, Microstromatales. Gene Ontology annotation, molecular function: protein binding. The transcript has 2 exons. The record is from RefSeq and is a predicted model, not a curated record. Bases 79 to 3042 code for a protein of 987 amino acids.
UUUUCCUUCUCCUCUCCCUCCAUCCUUCCCUCCUCUCUCUCUUGCCUGUCCAUCGUGAGGACGGCGCAAGAGACAAGCAUGGCUUCCUACCUCCUUUCGCUCUCACCCUUUAAAGUCUUCGCUACCGAAGCGGGCGACUCAGCAUCAGCAUCAGCAUCGACGUCAACCUCGACGUCUACUUCAUCGACGAGCACCGGCCUCCCACCUCUCACAUCCUCUCCUCGCCCUGCUACGCCUCGAAGCAGGAGUGGACGACGAAGCAUGAAGAGGGACAGGCCAAGCCCUGUACCUGCUUCCUUCUUUGGCGAUGUGCCGCAAAGUUCCGUCGCCACCAGCAGCUCGCCAAUUCGCGCUAGCAAGCGAAAGGGAAAGGGGAGAAUGCUCACCGAGGAUCAAGAGGAGGAGGCCGGCGGCAGCGGCAGGCUGAGCAGCGAUGCUCAUUCUGACGAGGGCGUCGAACUCCUUCCGGAUGGCGAGGACGGGGUCGUCAGGCUAGACCUCCUCCGUCGUCUCCCGCACGAGAUUUCUCUCCUCAUCCUGCUAUACCUACCUACCCACCAGUCCCUCGUAAGCCUUUCAGCCGUCUCCCGCUACCACCGCUCCCUCGCAAAUGACCCUCUCUUGUGGCGGGAACUCUUCUUUCGCAAUCCCGGUUGGACCCUUAGAGAGGAUGAGGAGUGGGUGGAGGGAUUGUUGGAUGAUCUCGAGGGUCGAGAAGGGGUGCUCCUACCUGAGGAAAAGGGCGUUGGCGAUGAAUCGACUUAUGACAUGACAGACCUCCAGAUCGGCGAUCCGGAUUCGUCGUCUUCGCGCAUCUUGCCCUCAUCUUGGUCACUCCGCGUUCACGGCAAUCGGCAACGCAACAUCGACCGACUCAACUGGCGCUACAUCUACUCUCUGCGCUUCUACCUGGCUAGUCGAGUUGGGCAAGUCCACUCGCGAUGGGGAUGCGUCAAGGAUAAGCAGGUUAAGCACCCUUCGUGGGACGAGGACUUCUCUGACGAUGAUCGAUCCAUCUCCAGCAACGAAGAGAGCCAAGACGAAGGGGACGACGACGCAGACUCUAACGCCAUCAGCGAGAAUAGCGAGGACGAAACGGACGAAGCCUCAUACCGUCGUCGUGUCGAAUCCGAAUCACGCGCCGCCACCCUCCAAGCUCGCCUCUUCCCCUCGUCAACAUCCAAGCGCACCCGCCAUAAUGCUCAGCACCACUCUCGCAGAAAUCGCACCUUUGCUCCGGACUUGCGUACCAUCGGCUCCCACGAGGACAACAUCUACUGCAUCAAAAGCUUUCUCCCACCCAAACACUUUGCACCCACCGUAGGCUACAUCGUCACCGGGUCGCGCGAUGCCACAAUUCGCGUGUGGUCCCUCUCCUCCCCACCCUCGACGUCCACCUCCAGCUCCACGAUUUCGAACGGUCAGGAGGCUCUGCUCUCCACCAUAGCCCCUCGCAUAGGGCGAUGCACACACAUCCUCCGGGGAGGCCACACCCGCAGCAUCGUAGCACUAGACGUCUGCCCCAAGGGCAUGAUUAUGGUCUCCGCCUCUUCCGACUCCAAGCUGGGCAUCUGGAACUGGUUCGGCUGCGAUGAGGCUGUGCAGGCCGCAAGGGAAGGGCGACAGUGGAAACCCCGCCUUAUCGACAGGUGGAACUGCUACACGACGGUGAUGGACGUGAGGUUGAGCGAGGAAUGGCUCUGCUUCGGGCUGAGGCAGGGCAUGGUACGCUGCUAUCGUCGUCUCGAUCUGCUUGGCGGGAAUGCUCAGGCGAGCAAGCGAGCAGAGGAGGAAGAAGAGGAAGACACGAGUGUCACGUCCGCCUUUUCACCCCUCGACGUCGUACCACCAACGUCAGAUGCAGCAGCGAGUACAUCGACGGAGAAUCACACGCCACCUGGCCCGCCAACCCUUUUCGAGCGAGCCUCGGUGCAUCAGCACUACAAUUGCUCAAUCAAUGACCUCAAGAUUCGCGGGCGGCUCCUCGCCUGCGGGUACGCCAAUGGCCAUCUGGAGGUCGUCGACAUUCCUACCGGUCGCGUGCUUUACCCGCCUGAUGAGGGGCAGGGGGAGCGUAAGCGUAUCCCGCAGUUGAGAGGGGUGGCUUGCAUGGAGUUUGGAAUGCCGGGACCUGCGCUCAAGGUAGGAGGAGCUGUUGAGCCCAUCAGCGAGGAGGUACUGAAGGGGUCGGUGAUUAUCUGCGGAUCGACGGACUUGUCCAUCUACUGCUACUCGCCCUACUCGGGUGACCUCCUCGCGGUGCUGGAGGGGCAUCAGGCAAUGCCUCGCUCCCUGCAUUUGGACGAGGAGAAGGGGCUGCUCAUUAGCGUAGGAUACGACGGAAUUGUCAACAUGUGGGACGUGGGGCGCCUCUUCUGGGUUGAGGAGAGGAGAGGUCAGCAUGCAUUGGGGUGGAAUGCAAGGGGCGAUUGGGCCGAGCUCACUCGCGCCCGUACUACAUCGGUCUCCGAGAGCCAACAAGGUGACAGUAGUGCAGAAACAUCGCAGCCGGUUGCCACCACCGGCCCUUCGGCCGUGUACAAGCCCAAACCAAUCUACACCUCCCGCGACUUCAAUUUCCACACCUCUUCGCGCUCCAACACCAAUCGCGCAGGUACGAAUGCGGGCGCGGCCGGCGCCGUCAAUGCGCAGGGCAUCACAGCCGGUCAAGCCCAACAAACCAAUGGAGGCGCUGCCGGUGCCACUGGUGGUGGAGGCGGGAAUGUUGCCACGGCAACGACCUGGCGUGCCUCGACCGGUGGCACACCGAGGGUGCCCUGUCGAUUGUUCGGCGUGGCCUUUGAUGGGAAACGCAUCUUGACCGUGGGGGAGACGCGACAUAUCUUUGUGAGGGAGUUGUUGCCUCCUGCUGCUGCUGCCAAGCGGGCACAGGAAGGGGUGGAGGAGGAGAAGCAAGGGAACGAGAGCGAGGAGGAGGAGGGUGGGAGUGAGGGAGAGCGAGAGGGAGAGCGAGGACUGGGAGGCUAUGUCCGUCCCGAGGAAAGGGGCAGGGAGUGGGUCGGUUGGGAGAUGUUUGCUUGACCUUUUGACUUUUCGCUUCACAUCCUCGUAUGGAGAGGCGCCAUUGCUUUGUGUCCUCGUCGCCGUCGUCUCAUAUCUACUCCUCCUUCUACAUCUCAACAUCACAAUCUAUACCAAUCUCAGAC